Syzygium oleosum is the source of this 1786-nucleotide messenger RNA. Its product is annotated as 3,9-dihydroxypterocarpan 6A-monooxygenase. The record is from RefSeq and is a predicted model, not a curated record. Bases 53 to 1666 code for a protein of 537 amino acids. The transcript is spliced from 2 exons. Gene Ontology annotation, cellular component: membrane. Lineage: Eukaryota; Viridiplantae; Streptophyta; Magnoliopsida; Myrtales; Myrtaceae. Gene Ontology annotation, molecular function: heme binding; iron ion binding; oxidoreductase activity, acting on paired donors, with incorporation or reduction of molecular oxygen, NAD(P)H as one donor, and incorporation of one atom of oxygen.
UCUCAUGCAUUAUAUAUAGCAUCACCUUAAGCUUUCUUCUUUCAAACCCCAUAUGCUCUCUCUCUCUCAUCUAUUCACUUUCAUAUCCCUCAUGGCCAUGGUCAGUCCAAAUGAUGUCUUCUACUACUUCCUCUUCGUCGUCUGGUUCCUCACCGCACUCCUAGUCCACUCCCUCAUCAAAGCAUGCUUCAAGCUCAAGCCUCGCUCCAAGACCCCGCCUCCACCAAGCCCUCUCUCUCUCCCCUUCCUCGGCCACCUCCACUUGAUCGGCCCCAUCCUCCCCAAAUCCUUGCAAGGACUCGCCCGCAACCAUGGCCCGCUCAUGCGCCUCCGCCUCGGGGCGUCCUCGUGCAUCGUCGCCUCGAGCGCCUCCAUCGCGAAGGAGCUGUUCAAAACCCAAGAGCUCAACUUCUCGUCGAGGCCCGAGUUCGGGUCCUCGGAGCACUUCAUCUACAGAGGGUCGCGCUUCAUCAUGGCGCCAUACGGCGAUUACUGGCGGUUCAUGAAGAAGCUGUGCAUGACGAGGCUCCUUGCCGUCCCUCAGCUCGAAAUGUUCCUUGAUGUCCGCGAGGAGGAGGUCGAGAGGCUCGUCAAGUCAGUGAUCGAGAGUGCAAGAGGAGGGAAGACAUCGGACCUGAGCAAGGAGCUUACGACUUUCACAAACAACGUGAUCUGCCGGAUGGUGAUGAGCACGCGGUGCUCGGGGACUGCGUACGACGCGAACAAGAUCAACGAGCUUGUGAAGGCGUGUUUGGAGCUCGCAGGGAAGCUGAGCGUCGGCGAUGUGCUGGGGCCUCUCAGGUGGCUCGAUUUUUCCGGGAACGGGAAGAAGCUUCAGGCGGCACUGCGGGAAUUCGACCAGAUCGUCGAGCGGAUAAUGAAGGAGCAUGAAGAGAAGCUGACCAAUGGAUCAGUUACUGACAGGAAGGAUCUCAUGGACAUCUUGUUGGAGACACUUAACGAUCCAACUGCUGAACUGAAGAUAACUAGAAAGGACGUGAAGUCCUUUAUCCUGGAUCUCUUCAUGGCGGGCACGGAUACCUCAUCGGCGGCCAUCCAGUGGGCCAUGGGAGAGCUCAUCAACCGUCCGGAAGCCUUCAAGAAGCUGCGGGACGAGAUCAACUCCGUCGUUGGGCCGACUAGGCUAGUCAAAGAGUCGGACAUCCCAAACUUGCCCUACCUUCGAGCCGUCAUCAGAGAGACCCUGAGGCUCCACCCAUCCGCGCCCAUAAUCAUCAGGGAGUGCGGAGAGGACUGCUCGGUCGACAGUUACCUCGUGGAGGCCAAAUCGAGGGUCCUAAUCAACGUCUUCGCGAUCAUGAGGGACCCGGAGAUAUGGACCGACCCUGACGAGUUUGUGCCCGAGAGGUUCCUGGAGACCUCGGACGAGAAAAUCGGGGAGCAUCAGAUGGAGUUCAAGGGUCAGAACUUCAAGUACUUGCCGUUUGGGAGCGGGCGGCGAGGGUGCGCCGGAGCGUCGCUCGCGAUGCUGGUGUUGCACGCGGCGGUUGGGUCGCUGGUCCAGUGCUUUGAUUGGAAGAUGAUGGAGGGAGAGGAGGGUGUCGAUCUGAGCCACGGGCCGGGAUUCGCGGCGGAGAUGGCUAAACCGCUGGUGUGUUACCCCGUCGUGCAUGUCAAUCCAUUGGAUCAUGUGACUAGGAAGUAAAUAUAUUUCUUGUUGUCGUCGUACUAGUAAGAUGUGUGGUUACUUUUCCCGCUUUCGAGCAGGAUGUUUGAUGUGGCUUGUAGUUUGGAUAAAAGACGAAAGUAUUGUCUUUAUGAUAUU